AUGUUUCAAAAAACUCGGCAGUUCGGGAUUGGCAUUUUAAACUGUUGCACCGCAAGAGCACCACACAACAGAGCUGAAUUCCAGUUUUCCAGGGUAAAUGAUAAAGGAACAGUAGUAGAUACAAGGAUGGCUACUAGUGCAGAGGAAACUAAACUAGCUGCUGGAAAAAGUUCGAGGCCAGUAUGUGAUGGAAGCCAGCAUUCUUUAGAAGCAAAAAUGAAACACAUAAAUCUGUCAUUUGCAGCAUGUGGGUUUCUGGGUAUUUACCACUUGGGGGCAGCAGCUGCUUUUUGCAGGCAUGGUAAGAAGUUACUGAAAGUUGUGAAAGCUUUUGCGGGAGCUUCUGCGGGAUCGCUGGCUGCUGCUGUCUUAUUAGCAGUACCAGAAAAUAUAGAGAAAUGUAAGCAGUUUGCCUAUGGAUUUGCAGAGGAAGUUAGAAAAUUGGACUUUGGUGCUGUAACGCCUGGUUAUGAUUUUAUGAAAACACUUAGGGACGGCAUAGACUCUAUUCUUCCUUCUGAUGCUCAUGAGAUAGCUGAGAACCGUCUCUAUGUGUCAGUCACUAACAGCAAAAAUGGGGAAAAUCACUUGGUUUCAAGUUUUGCCUCCAGGGAGGAGCUCAUUAAGGUCCUGCUAGCAAGUAGUUUUAUACCAGUAUAUGCAGGGAUUAAGCCCGUGGAAUAUAAAGGAGAGAAGUGGGUUGAUGGCGGUCUCACCAAUGGCCUUCCUAUCUUGCCUGUUGGAAGAACUGUUACAGUUUCUCCUUUCAGCGGUCGAUUAGACAUCUGUCCACAAGAUAAAGGACGUGUGGACCUUUAUGUUAAAUUUGCAAAACAAGACCUAAUGCUGUCUCUGGCCAAUCUGGUAAGACUUAAUCAAGCUUUGUUCCCACCAAGCCAGGAGAAAAUGGAAUCAUUGUACCAAAAUGGAUUUGAUGAUACUGUACGUUUUUUACUGAAAGAAAACUGGUUUGAAUAG
Messenger RNA from Chaetura pelagica (chimney swift), 978 nucleotides. RefSeq names its product patatin-like phospholipase domain containing 4 (gene PNPLA4). Gene Ontology annotation, cellular component: membrane; lipid droplet; cytoplasm. Gene Ontology annotation, molecular function: retinyl-palmitate esterase activity; triacylglycerol lipase activity. Lineage: Eukaryota; Metazoa; Chordata; Aves; Apodiformes; Apodidae. The record is from RefSeq and is a predicted model, not a curated record. The transcript is spliced from 8 exons. Bases 1 to 978 code for a protein of 325 amino acids. Gene Ontology annotation, biological process: lipid homeostasis; triglyceride catabolic process.